UUUGCUGUAGCCAUCGAGGCCCAGGAACUAUAUCAGACAACAACAGGACCUGUUGCUCGACCACAAUGUACAAAGCAUAGUGACCCAACUCCCAAGUAUCAUUUCCAACCAUUCUCGUACACCUUGAAUGAAACAGUCCGGAUAAGAUACGCGACCUCGGUUCCUUCUCCAACGACUACGAAGACAUACGCCCCUGCUUAUACAGACGUUGCCAAACACUUGACUACUACCUGGUUGACUUCGACUUGGGGCAGUUGGGUUCCAGGACAAACAAUUAUCAGUGCCACUGACACAGAUGAUCCAUAUGGACAAGCUGCGUGGUCAUCGAUGUGGUUGGAAGCAGACCUUCAGAACUACACAACUACUGGGAUGUUCUCAACCACUGUCAGCCCUACACCAGUGCCCAGCAGUGAGCUAGUCUUACCACCGCGUGACUAUUUUGGACCUACAGAUUGCUAUAACUUCCCCAAGGACUUUGUGUUUGGAGUCGCGGGAAGUGCUGCCCAAAUUGAAGGCGCAGUUGCACUGGAUGGUCGAUCCCCUUCGCUACUGGAAAAGUUAGUACCAGAUAGCAAGCCAAAGGACUUCAUCACCAAUGAAAAUUACUUCUUGUACAAGCAAGAUAUUCAACGACUGGCUGCGAUGGGCGUGGAAUACUACAGCUUCACGAUCCCCUGGACCCGAAUUCUUCCCUUUGCUCUGCCAGGAACACCAGUUAAUCAACAAGCUAUUGAUCAUUAUGAUGACUUGAUCACUGCAGUUCUUGAUGCGGGAAUGACGCCGGUUGUCACAAUGCUUCACUUUGAUAGUCCAUUGAUGUUUGUUGCCAGCGACAACAUCACAACACGUCCUGAUAUUGGCUAUAACAAUGCAGGGUAUCAAAAUGAAACGUUUGUGGAUGCUUUUGUCAACUAUGGAAAGGUUCUGCUCUCUCACUACGCAGACCGUGUUCCGAUUUGGGUGACCUUCAAUGAGCCUCUUCUCUAUGCAUUCAACUUCAAAGGUGUUGACCACGUUGUCAAGGCACAUGCUCAAGUCUAUCACUUCUACCACGAGGAAUUGAAGGCCAGGGGAAGAAUAGGCAUCAAAUUCAAUGACAACUUCGGAGUGCCAAAAGACCCUAGGAACUCCAGCCAUGUGUUGGCAGCCGAUCGCUUCCAAGAGAUGCAACUUGGUUUCUUUGCCAAUCCAAUCUUUUUGGGGCAGCAGUACCCUCAAUCCGUUCUGAAAACUCUGCCCGGAGCAGAACCUUUAAGCGAUUCCGAGUUGGCCUAUAUCAACGGAACAUCUGACUUUUUCGGGAUCGACCCGUAUACCGCUACGGUGGUGUCCCCUGCAGAUGAAGGCAUUGAAUCUUGCGCUGCUAACACAUCAACCUCCAACUCGUUAUUCCCGUAUUGUGUCAACCAAGAAACAAAGAAUGUUUACGGAUGGAACAUUGGUUACCGCUCAGAUUCCUAUGUCUAUAUCACUCCAACUCAUUUCCGUGAGUACCUCUUUUAUCUAUGGAACACCUUCCACCACCCGAUCCUGGUCUCCGAGUUUGGGUUCCCUGUCUAUGCAGAAGCAGACAAAGAUCUGUCCGAUCAACUAUUUGAUUCCCCGCGCAGCAUCUACUAUCUCUCCUUCAUGUCUGAAAUUCUCAAAUCGAUCUACGAAGACGGAGUCCAUGUGAUGGGGGCGCUUGCUUGGAGCUUUGUCGACAAUUGGGAGUUCGGAGACUAUACCCAGCAAUUUGGCAUCCAAGCGGUCAACCGAACCACCCAGGAGCGAUCUUAUAAAAAAAGUUUCUUUGAUCUGGUGGAUUUUGUCAAAUCUCGCCAGCCCAAGAAGUAA
Messenger RNA from Penicillium nucicola, 1836 nucleotides. Its product is annotated as glycoside hydrolase family 1 protein. Gene Ontology annotation, biological process: carbohydrate metabolic process. The record is from RefSeq and is a predicted model, not a curated record. The transcript is spliced from 5 exons. Gene Ontology annotation, molecular function: beta-glucosidase activity. The annotation marks the transcript as partial. NCBI's taxonomy places the organism in Eukaryota, Fungi, Ascomycota, Eurotiomycetes, Eurotiales, Aspergillaceae.